Molecule: messenger RNA, 231 nt
Organism: Opisthorchis viverrini
Lineage: Eukaryota; Metazoa; Platyhelminthes; Trematoda; Opisthorchiida; Opisthorchiidae
Exons: 1
Coding region: 1-231 (76 amino acids)
Source: RefSeq, a predicted model, not a curated record
AUGGCCAAAUUCAUUAUCAAAGGAGGAGAAAAGAAUCCAGCGACAAACCAAGUUCUCAGGGGUGGAUGUGCCAAACAAAACGGGCGUUUUCUCCGCGAUCGUUACUUUGAUGAGCUAGCCAUGAAAGUUUCUCUGAUACAGGAGUUGAUAUCGAAUCAUUCUAGGUUCGACGCAUCCGUCGUACUCAAAACUAUUCGAGAAGUUGUGACGACAGGUGGGAUAGAGAAGUGA